AUGCCGACAUUAGGAUUUCUCAAGAAGAAACGGACGAGGGAGUCGCCGGGUCAGAAAGACCUAGCCUCUCCAACUUCUACAUCCAGCCAACCCACCAGUCCGAUUACCCCAACCACCUCCAGAACCCUUGAUAAAUCAAUAACCUCCGUCUCCACACAAUCCACCGCUCCCCAACCCCAGAGCGCGCCUCAAUCCGCCGAUCCCAACCAAGAGAGUCCCGCGGUUGUGGGCGAGCAACAACCAAUGACGCAAGGGGUCUCUCACCAGCAGCAACAGGCGUACGGGACCUAUUCUCAGCCUCAGGAGCAGCACCAGAACCUGCCUACCAUUAACAACCUCAUCAAUCCUCCCCAAAACGAUGGUGCAUCACAAUCAAAACCGAACAUGGGUCAAUCAGAACCCGAAAAUGGCUCUGCCAGACAGCCAGAAGCCGCCCACCACUUGCCCCAGGCACAAGUUGUUCCACAGCCUACCCAGAUCAGACAGACCAAAGGCAAAUAUUCUUUAACAGACUUCGACAUACUGCGAACAUUGGGAACGGGGAGCUUUGGAAGGGUACACCUGGUCCAAUCAAAGCAUAACCAACGAUUCUAUGCGGUCAAGGUGCUGAAAAAACAGCAAGUAGUGAAGAUGAAGCAGGUCGAACAUACGAAUGACGAAAGGAGAAUGCUGCAAGAAGUGAAGCAUCCAUUUCUCAUCACGCUCUGGGGCACAUUUCAGGAUUCCAAAAAUCUAUACAUGGUCAUGGAUUUCGUGGAAGGAGGUGAACUAUUCUCACUGCUGAGAAAAUCCCAGCGUUUUCCAAACCCUGUGGCAAAAUUCUAUGCUGCCGAGGUCACCCUGGCGCUCGAAUACCUACAUGGGAAAGACAUUAUCUACAGGGAUCUGAAGCCUGAGAAUUUGCUACUCGACAGGCAUGGGCAUCUCAAAAUCACCGAUUUUGGGUUUGCCAAGAAAGUGCCAGAUAUCACUUGGACAUUGUGCGGCACCCCCGACUACCUUGCACCUGAAGUUGUUUCGAGCAAGGGAUACAACAAAUCUGUCGACUGGUGGUCACUUGGUAUAUUGAUCUUUGAAAUGCUGUGCGGCUUCACUCCAUUCUGGGAUGGCGGGUCCCCCAUGAAAAUCUACGAGAACAUUUUGAAGGGCCGUGUAAAGUAUCCUCCUUACAUCCAUCCCGACGCGCAAGACUUACUCCAACGGUUGAUCACAUCCGACCUGACAAAACGACUUGGAAACACCCAUGGUGGUGCAGAAGGUGUGAAGAACCAUCAAUGGUUCGCUGAAGUCACUUGGGAGAGACUGGCCAAGAAGGAUAUUGAUGCCCCAUAUGUACCACCUGUCAAGGCUGGUGUUGGCGAUGCCAGUCAAUUCGACAAGUAUCCUGAGGAGACAGAAUCGUAUGGGCAACUUGGCCAUGAUGAACAUGGAAAACUCUUCCGCGACUUCUAG
Molecule: messenger RNA, 1452 nt
Organism: Cadophora gregata
Lineage: Eukaryota; Fungi; Ascomycota; Leotiomycetes; Helotiales; Ploettnerulaceae
Gene: PKA1
Product: camp-dependent protein kinase catalytic subunit
Exons: 4
Coding region: 1-1452 (483 amino acids)
Biological process (GO): peptidyl-serine phosphorylation
Cellular component (GO): cAMP-dependent protein kinase complex; nucleus
Molecular function (GO): ATP binding; cAMP-dependent protein kinase activity
Source: RefSeq, a predicted model, not a curated record